CCACCAUUUCUUCUACUUUCCCAAGCUCCUCUAUGGAUUCAACCACAUCCUCCUUCCAAUCGACCACUUCUCCAACUGAUUCCUCUUUGGAUUCAACUACUUCGCUUAGCUCCAGCACCAGUGAGGAAGCCACCAUGUCUUCAAUCUACUCCAGCUUUUCCACAGACUCUCCAACUUACUUUACCACAACAUCCUUGGAUUCCACCACUUCUCCAACUUACCUCCCCUCAACUACCACCACUGACGAUUCCACCUCCUCUACUUACUCAAGCUCUCCCACAGAAACCUCUUCAACUUACACCAGCUCCUCUCUGGAGCCCACCAUUUCUUCUACUUUUCCAAGCUCCUCCAUGGAUUCAACCUUCCAGUCGACCACCUCUCCAACUGAUUCCUCUGUGGAUUCAACUACCUCACCUAGCUCCAGCACCAGUGAGGAAACAACUACAUCUUCAGUCUACUCCAGCUCUUCCACAGACUCUCCAACUGACUCCAGCUCCUCUAUGGAAUCAACUACCUCUUCAAGGACGGACACAACCACUUCUUCAAGCUCUUCCACAUCAUCCUUGGAUUCGACCACUUCUCCAACUUACCUCACCUCAACUACCACUACUGAGGACUCCACCUCCUCUACUUACUCACACUCUUCCAUAGAAACCUCUUUAACUUCUACCAGCUCUUCUUCAGGCUACUCCUCAUCCAGCUCCUCUUUGGAGCCCAUCAGUUCUUCUACUAUCCCAAGCUCCUCUAUGGAUUCAACCAUGUCCUCCUUCCAAUCGACCACUUCUCCAACUGAUUCCUCUGUGGAUUCAAGUACUCCAGCUAGCUCCAGCACCAGUGAGGAAACCACCACGUCUUCAAUCUACCCCAGCUCUUCCACAGACUCUCCAACUUACAACACCUCCUCUAUGGAAUCGACCACCUCUUCAAGUACGGACACAACCUCUUCAGGCUACUCUUCAUCCAGCUCAUCUUUGGAGCCCACCAGUUCUACCUUGCCAAGCUCCUCUAUGGAUUCAACCACGCCCUACGUCCCCACAACCAGUUCUCACACUGAUUCCUCUGUGGAUUCAACUACUCCAACUAGCUCCAGCACAGUGAGGAAACAACCACCUCUUCUGUGGAUUCAACCACUUCCACUAGCUCCAGCACCAGUGAGAUAA
This is a messenger RNA of Penaeus monodon (black tiger shrimp), 1160 nucleotides long. RefSeq lists its product as uncharacterized. The coding region runs from base 33 to 1160 and encodes 375 amino acids. Lineage: Eukaryota; Metazoa; Arthropoda; Malacostraca; Decapoda; Penaeidae. The record is from RefSeq and is a predicted model, not a curated record. The transcript has a single exon.